UAACACAAGCUGAGACGUGUGCCCUUAAGGCAACCACCACGCGCACACCCACGCCCACCGCCCCCACCUUCUUCUUCUUCUUCCUCCUCCUCUCUCCCACUUCCCAUUCCAAAUUCCCAAACCCCUAAAUGGGCCAGGCACUUCGCCGAGCUGCCGGGAAAGCCCGACCCGGUCCCACCACUACGUCGUCAACACCCAAGACCGUCGUCAAUCAGCGGGAACCGGCUCCUGAGAUUACCAAACCCGCCGAGGGUUUAGGUUCUGAUGGUGGUGGUGCAAAUGCGGAGAAUCUGCUUGAAGAGCGCGACCCCAAGUUCGAUUCGAUGCUGAAUCAGAUGGUCGGGAGGAUCAGAUCAAAGCCCGGCGGAAAACCGGAAAUGGGUGAGGCACAUGUGGUGGACAAGUACAAUAGGCCGCUACCGAAGCUGAGGGAUACGAAGCCGGAUUCCGGGAGGUUUGAGGAGAGAGCUGCUCCUCCGGGGACACUGAACGUGGCGCAGCUGCGGCACAUUAUACUACUGCAUCAGGGCAAGGCUGAGGAUCACAAUGGCCCCAUGGAGGUGCAAACAAUAGCUGAGAAAUUUCAGGUCGAUGUCGCCGAGGUUAGGAGGAUUGUGCAGUUUGUGUCACUGCCUCCUGAGGAUACCAGUAAACAGAAGAAGAAUCCUUGAAAGGCUGAGUUAUAUGGUUUGCUGUUGUGAAUUACUGACUUUCUGUUAUGAAUAAGAAUUUGAGGAUAUAGAGACACUCAUAGAAAGUGUUCGAGAAUUCUGUAUUUUCCACAGUAUCUGAAAAAUGUAGGAUUUUUGUAGCUAAUGCUUGGUUUCCAAGUCAGGCAAAAAGUUGUAACCCUGUCGAGGCUCUUGAUUUGAACACAAGAUAUGAUAUUCACUUUCUUUAUGUGAAA
This is a messenger RNA of Argentina anserina (silverweed cinquefoil), 907 nucleotides long. RefSeq lists its product as uncharacterized. Lineage: Eukaryota; Viridiplantae; Streptophyta; Magnoliopsida; Rosales; Rosaceae. The coding region runs from base 129 to 671 and encodes 180 amino acids. The transcript has 3 exons. The record is from RefSeq and is a predicted model, not a curated record.